Photinus pyralis (common eastern firefly) is the source of this 846-nucleotide messenger RNA. RefSeq lists its product as uncharacterized. The transcript has a single exon. Gene Ontology annotation, molecular function: DNA binding; site-specific DNA-methyltransferase (adenine-specific) activity; RNA-DNA hybrid ribonuclease activity. The record is from RefSeq and is a predicted model, not a curated record. The coding region runs from base 1 to 846 and encodes 281 amino acids. NCBI's taxonomy places the organism in Eukaryota, Metazoa, Arthropoda, Insecta, Coleoptera, Lampyridae.
AUGACGGCAACUAAAAGCAUAAAAGCGGUCCAUUUUGAUUUAGAGAUUUUCACCGAUGCCAGUUUAUCUGGCUGGGGCGCGGUCUGUAAUGGUAAAACUACGUUUGGUUGGUGGGAUAAGUCAUUGCGAAGUGAACAUAUAAAUUUUUUGGAACUUCAAGCCAUUCUAUUUGGACUCAAACAUUUCGCAAUAAAUUUAAACAAGAUCUCUAUUCUUGUUCGAACGGACAACACUACCGCCUUGUCGUCCAUUAACCGAAUGGGAAGCGUUAAGUUUAAAAAAUUGAAUUCAUUGGCCAAAGAAAUUUGGCAAUGGUGUGAAAUAAGGGACCUUUGGCUAGUCGCCUCGUACAUAAAAUCAAGCGAUAAUUGGCAGGCUGACCAAGCCUCUCGCAUUUUGCCCCCGGAGACGGAAUGGGCAUUAAAUGACGCAAUUUUUGCAGAUAUUUGUAAGGUUUUUGGUGAACCUGAAAUUGACUUAUUUGCUUCUCGUGCCAAUAGAAAGUGUGCCAAGUACGUCACAUGGCACCAAGACCCCGAAGCGGAAGCAAUCGACGCUUUCACAAUCAAUUGGAGUAAGCUUAAUUUUUAUGCCUUUCCCCCGUUUUCUCUUAUUCUUAAAACACUUAAUAAAGUAGUUGCAGAGAAAGCGGAAGGCGUUAUAGUGGUGCCAUUCUGGCGAUCACAACCUUGGUACCCUUUGCUUCUUAAACUGGCACAGGGCGAGCCCAUCUUUUUUGGCCCCAAAAAUAAUUUGGUGUCAUCUCCUUACAGAUCAACGCAACACCCGCUGUCCUACAAGCUUAUCCUGGUGGCCGUGAAGUUGUCAGGCAGGCAUUUAAAUUAA